AUGAAUAUAAGAACUGAUGAUUGGGAUCCACUUAUCAACUAUCUGGUGGUGCAAAAAUUAGACACAGACACACACAAGGAAUGGGAAGAACAUGUUAGCAACCAAGGAAGUGAAGAAUUACCUACAUUUGAGUCAUUAAAGAUGUUUUUAGAGUCUAAAUUUAGAACGCUCGAGCUUGUGCAACAACCAACUUCGUCCAAAGAAAGAAUAGUGAGAUCUUACCACACAUCUGGCUCUGCUACCGAGAAGACAUGUCCUUUAUGCGAAGAAACUCACACACUCAGUCAUUGUAAAGACUUUGGAAAGAUGGAACCGGAACAACGAAGCGAGUUUGUGAAGUCAAAGUACAUUUGUUACAACUGUUUGGUUCCUGGACACAGAGUUAUAGCAUGUCGACUACUCACCAAGUGCAGAUUAUGUCAGCGACGUCACCAUACCCUUCUACAUUCGAAAAGGUCAAACGAUGCCUCUGGCCCCACUGAAAGGAAUGAUAUGAAACAGCCAAAGGUUUUACACGCAAAUGUAGAUGAAGAGUCAGAAUCAGGAGAAGAAAUAAACUUAACAGUGAUGACGUCACAAACAAACACAACUCACAGUACAGCUGUUGCGUUGCUAGCGACAGCCCUGGUGGAAUGCAAGAGUGAAGAUGGCCACACCACAGUUCUGCGAGCUUUAAUUGAUCCUGGAUCACAAGGAUGUUUUAUAAGUGAACGAGCAGCACAAACAAUUAGAGCGAGACGGUAUCCAGUGAAGGGAAGCAUUGUCGGAGUAGGUGAAGUAAAAUCAAGAUUAAAACAAGUAGUUCAGAUAGAGGUCUCAUCGAGAAAUGAAGAAUUCAGCCUCAGAGUGAAAGCAUAUGUAAUUGCAAAGCAACUGACUACUCAGAUACCGACUCAAAAAAUACCAACAAACAACUGGAAUCAUUUAGAUGGGUUAACACUGGCUGACCCUAAGUUUAGUCAACCAGCCAACAUCGACUUACUUCUUGGUGUAAAUGAAUACGCACAAAUCAUACAAAGUGAAGUUAUAAAAGGUCCACCUGGGUCUCCUAUUGCACAAAGAACAACUUUGGGCUGGAUCUUAUUUGGAAAAGUAAACGAUUGUGAAGAUGUAAGGGAAGAAUCGAUAAUAGUCAUGCAUCAGCAAAUAGAAGUGGAAGAUAUGUUGAAAACACUGUGGGAAGUUGAUACAGACAUGAAUCGAAAACUAACAAAAGAAGAAGAAAAUUGUGAGAGAAUCUACAAGGAAAAUUACACUAGAACAGAAGAAGGAAGAUACAUAGUCAAACUACCUUUUAAAACAGAAACACCACAAUCAGUAGAAGGAAAUACAUACAAUAUUGCAAUGAAAAGCUUACAAAUGCUUGAAAGAAGAUUUGAUAGACAGCCAGAUUUAGAGAAAAAUUAUAAAGAAGUCAUGGAAGAAUACAUUAGAUUAAAUCACAUGCAGGAAGUACCACAAAACGAACUAAAUAAUAAAUCUGUUUACUUACCACACCAUGCAGUCGUGCGAACUGAAAAGGAAACGACAAAAACCCGCGUUGUUUUUGAUGCAUCGUGCAAGGGCUCUAACAAUAUAUCGCUCAAUGAUGAACUGAUGAAUGGACCUGUCCUGCAAGAAGAUCUUAGAAGUAUCAUCAUGAGGUGGAGAAUGCACAAGGUCUGUUUUGUGAGCGAUAUAGAGAAGAUGUACAGAAUGAUUCUCAUUCAAAAAGAAGACGCCGACUUCCAGAGAGUAUUGUGGAGACAGAAUACUUCAAUAUCUGACGAGGUCAAACACUACCGGCUACUUACAGUCACAUUUGGGACAGCAUCAGCGCCCUAUCUCGCUAUAAAAACACUAAUGCAGCUGUCAGAAGACGAGGGUGAAGACCAUCCUAUUGCCAAGAGGAUUAUACGCGAAGACUUCUACGUUGAUGAUGUGAUGUCCGGGUGUGAUACUGUCAAAGAAGCCAUAGAGGCAAGCAAGCAAUUGAAGACUGUACUAAGCAAGGGAAAAUUCAGAUUACAAAAAUGGUGUUCAAACAGUCCUGAAUUUCUAAAAUCUUUUGAUGAAGGAGAAAAGUCAGCCAAGGCACACAUAGAUAUGAAAUUAGAUGGAAUCGUAAAGGCACUUGGCGUAUCAUGGGAUUUGGGAAAUGAUGAAUUUAAAUACAAUCUUAACUUACCUGCACAAGCUAUUGACAUAACAAAGAGAGACGUACUAUCAGAUUUACAAAAACUAUUCGACCCACUGGGCUGGAUUGCCCCAGCGAUUAUUUCAGCAAAGAUAUUUGUACAGAAAUUAUGGUUACAAGGAGUAGGAUGGGAUGAUGUUAUUGAUGAUGCCUUACAAGCUGAGUGGAAGUCUAUUCGAGAUGAUCUGAGAAAUGUGAAUGAAAUAACUAUUCCACGAUGGCUGAACACCCUAAAUGCUUCAAAAGAUAACAUAUCUCUACAUGGUUUCAGUGAUGCAUCGAUGCACGCCAUUGCUGCUGUUGUAUACUGUAGAGUAAUUCAAACCGAUGGAACCAUAGAUGUCAGUAUUGUCGCUGCCCGAACGAUGGUAGCCCCUAUAAAGACGAUUUCAAUGCCGCGUCUAGAACUAUGCGCUGCUGUGCUCUUGUCCAAACUCUUGUAUCACACAGCCCAAGCGAUGAGAAUUCCAACUAAUAAGGUAUUUGCUUAUACAGACUCGUCAGUAGUACUAUCAUGGCUGUUCGGCGAGCCCAACCGCUGGAAGCAAUUCGUCGCUAAUCGCGUGGUUGAGAUUGCAAACAACAUUCCUAACAGUCAGUGGCAUCAUGUUCAGACUGAUAAAAAUCCAGCCGAUGUCGCGUCACGAGGUGCUAAAUUGACUGAGCUGAAGCAGAAUAAACAAUGGUGGCACGGACCCAGCUGGCUGUUAGAAGAGCAGAUUACAUUUUCUAGACUAAACAUACUACCAACGGAUAUUGAGAGAAGAAAAACUAAAUUGAUAAAUAUGAACAUAAUAGAAGACAAAAUGAACAACAACACAAUCCUAAAUUUUGAAAACUAUAGCAAUUUGGAAGAACUUCAAAAAAUUAUAAUUUACAUGAAAAGAUUUCUAAACUACAAAAGAUUAAAAAUAAAUGAAGAAAUGAGAGCAAUAAGUACAAAAGAAUUAGAUGAAGCUUUGAAAAUAUGCAUUAAAAAGGCACAGAUUGUAGAUUUUGAAGAAGAGAUAGAAGACAUAAAGAAACACAAAAGAGUUAAGAGAACUAGCACACUAAAAUCAUUAAAUCCGUACCUAGAUGAAGAACAGAUUCUCAGGGUGGGCGGUAGACUGCGACACGCGAAUCUGGAAAGAGAUACAAAACAUCCAAUGAUAUUAAGUAAUAAAAAUGCACUUACCUUGUUAAUAGUUGCAGACGCACACCAGAAGACUCUGCACGGCGGGCUUCAGCUGAUGUUGUGUCAUCUCCGGUCACGAUUCUGGAUCAUAAAGGCUAAAAAUGUAAUAAAAAGACAUGUACACAGAUGCAUAAUAUGUGCCAAAGCAAAUGCCAAGGCAAGAAGCCAAGUUAUGGGUGACUUACCUGACAUGAGAGUCAAUAUUUCACGUCCAUUUGAAUACACUGGCGUCGACUUUGCAGGACCAUUCAACGUGCUCAUGUCCAAGGGCCGUGGAGGGAAGACACGAAAGGCUUAUAUCUCUGUAUUUAUAUGUAUGUGCACUAAAGCCAUACAUUUGGAAUUGGUGGGAGAUCUUACGUCUGAAGCUUUCAUCGCAGCAUUUCGACGGUUUGUCGCACGAAGAGGACGAUGCGCGCACAUGUAUAGUGACCAAGGUCGCAACUUCGUAGGUGCGAAUAAAGAAUUAAUAGAAGCUUGGAAGGCUGCACAGCUUGAAUUCAAAGACGAAGUGGCUCAAACAUUGGCACUAGAUGGUACGCAGUGGCACUUUAUACCACCCUACAGCCCAAACUUCGGCGGGCUUUGGGAAGCCGGCGUGAAGUCCGUGAAGUCCCACCUGAAAAAGGUUCUCACUACCAACUUGACCUUCGAGGAAAUGACCACAUUGCUAUGUCAAAUUGAAUCUCUUCUUAACUCAAGGCCAUUGACACCAAUUGAUGACACAGAUCGGAGCGUCGCUUCCCUCACGAGGUCCCGGACCAGCAGGUCGCCGGCGCCACAGGGCACCAGCACUCGCACAGAACCAAAGCACACCGUCACCUUCAUGUCAGCACAACACUAUGAAUCACCACACCACGCCUCGGCUCAACAAGCGCCACAGUAUCCACUAGCUUGCAUAUUAGUUUGUCGACAAACUAAUACGAGCACAACACUAUCUGAUGCACAUGGCAAAGGCACAAAGCGCGCGCUGUCAGCGGCAGCAACGGUCGUGGCAAGGAACAUGAAUAAGAAUUUGAAGUUGUUUGUAGCGGCGGGGCGAGGGCGCGGGGAGCGCGACCGGUUCCCGCCGGCGGCCAAUCGGCUGCGGCGUCGCAGCGGGCAGCUGUGCGGCCUGCGGAGCCCGCGCGCGCCGCGUCAUACCUGCCUUCGGUUCGGUUUGUACUUCGCUCGCAUACCAACCACUCCACUCCACGAUAUUUUGAAUAAAACUGCCCCUGAUUACGGCUCAACUGACUCAUGA
Messenger RNA from Ostrinia nubilalis (European corn borer), 4596 nucleotides. RefSeq lists its product as uncharacterized. The coding region runs from base 1 to 4596 and encodes 1531 amino acids. Gene Ontology annotation, molecular function: nucleic acid binding. Gene Ontology annotation, biological process: DNA integration. NCBI's taxonomy places the organism in Eukaryota, Metazoa, Arthropoda, Insecta, Lepidoptera, Crambidae. The transcript has 3 exons. The record is from RefSeq and is a predicted model, not a curated record.